Messenger RNA from Rangifer tarandus platyrhynchus (Svalbard reindeer), 387 nucleotides. Lineage: Eukaryota; Metazoa; Chordata; Mammalia; Artiodactyla; Cervidae. The record is from the annotation of a GenBank genome assembly.
AUGGAUGACUACAUUAGACUGGCUAUUUCAGAAAGAGCAACUCUACGAUCUGAAUUGAACCGGAUCAAAAACUGGCUAAUCUUCUCUCUGGGCAAAAGAGUUGGAAAGAAGGGCCGUGUGGCCACCCCGAUGAAUGCUGAAGAAAACAGAGCCCUCAAGAAUUUAGUCACUGCAGAGGCCUUCCUGGGCAUCACAGAUCAGGAGACUGAAGGCCAGUUUGUGGAUCUGACAGGAAGGAGGGUGACCUACCAAAACUGGAAUGACGGCGAGCCUAACAAUGCUUCUCCUGGGGAGCACUGUGUGACGCUUCUGUCGGAUGGCACAUGGAACGACAUCGCUUGUUCCGCCUCCUUUCUGACUGUGAAUUCUGUAUCUGAGGGAGCAUGA